UUGCUUUUAGAAUUUGAACCUCGUGUAUGGAAAAAUAUAGCUUGUUAAUUUCAAUGCCACCUCCUAAUUUUAGGUCUAAUGUAAUCUAAUAAUACACAAGCGAUAAACGAACAAUAAGUUUUCGUAUAUAAAGCCAAUUUUCGUGAAAAAUUACCAAAAUACUUCAAGUGUUUCAGAAGAUAACUUGUAGUCUCUAAAAAAUUAAAAAUGUUUCAAAAGUUCCUUGUACUAUGUGUGUUUUACUUGGCGUUGUUUCAACAUAAAACAAAAGCAGCCAUAACAGCGGAACAGAGGAGCAUGAUCAAGGAACACUUCCAGCUACUUGAAGCGACGUGCUUCAAGGAGUUCCCCAUCUCGGACGACGACGCCACCACACUGAGAGCCAAGAAGCUGGCCAGCGGACCCAACGUGCCCUGCUUCCUGGGAUGUAUAUUCAAGCAAAUUGGCAUGAUCAACGAUGACGGUAACCUGGAGAAGGAGACGGUGAUGAGCCGCGCCAAACAGGUGUUCAACACCGAUGAGGAGCUGCAGCUGCUGUCUGACUACCUGCACUCCUGCAUUGGCAUUAACGACAACCCAGUGACUGAUGGCAACAAAGGCUGUGAGAGGUCCGCCAUGGCUUUCGAGUGUCUCAUCAAAAAUGCUGCCAGUUACGAGUUCGAGUUCUAACGGUGACAUGAAGAAAACGACUACAUAAUAUUAACCUUUGACCUACGACGAAUUUACUUACUCUAUAUUUUAUAAGAUGUUAAAUUAAUACUUAGAAAAUAUAUUAGAUACUAU
This is a messenger RNA of Aricia agestis (brown argus), 783 nucleotides long. RefSeq lists its product as uncharacterized. Lineage: Eukaryota; Metazoa; Arthropoda; Insecta; Lepidoptera; Lycaenidae. Gene Ontology annotation, biological process: sensory perception of smell. The transcript is spliced from 5 exons. Gene Ontology annotation, molecular function: odorant binding. The coding region runs from base 208 to 669 and encodes 153 amino acids. The record is from RefSeq and is a predicted model, not a curated record.